AUGCCCACUCCCAGCCACACCUCCACAUGCCCAAUCCGCCGCAUACUCAAAGGCGAAUUCACGGACGACAACGAGCUCCUCACUCUGUGCACUGGGCUUACCGUCGCCCAGGUCAAGGUCGGAGUGACCGAGUACCUGGCCGACAUGGCGAGCCACGUCCCGCCUGCCCACCUCCUUGAGAUGUUCGCUGCUCGGGAGAAGACUCUCAAGACCGUCCUCGCCAUCCUCGGCAACGGUGCGGUCGGCACCGAGGUCACCGAGGAGGAGGCCGAGGGUCGCAAGAACGCAGCCUUGACGGCCAUCUGCUGCGCCUCCAAGGUGUGCAAGAUGGUCCCUGAGGCACACGACGAGGUCCAGGACAUCUUUACGGCGACUGUUUCCGAGACUUCGCUUCUCAACCUGGCGAACGGUGCCAACGUCCUAAUCUACAACCUCUGCGUCGGCGUCAUCAGUCAUGCGACUGCUGGUUGCCGUGAGAUCACGGAGCUUCUCGGGCAGUACUGUGCCAACAACGACACCAACGCCGUCGGUAUCUAUGUUGCGGGACUUAGCAAGACAUUCACCACCAUUCGCGACUACCGCGUCGCCGAGGUCACCAUGUUCAGGUUGAAGAUGGAGACCGUCUUCAAGGACGUCGUCUCGACCAACGUUAUCCAGAAUCAUAACAAGAUGAUGUUUACUGCGGAGAUGGCUCGUCUUGGCCCCAUGGCGAAAGAGCUCGGUGUCGCCCUGGAUGAUCAGUUGUCUUAG
This is a messenger RNA of Vanrija pseudolonga, 750 nucleotides long. RefSeq lists its product as uncharacterized. The transcript is spliced from 2 exons. The coding region runs from base 1 to 750 and encodes 249 amino acids. The record is from RefSeq and is a predicted model, not a curated record. NCBI's taxonomy places the organism in Eukaryota, Fungi, Basidiomycota, Tremellomycetes, Trichosporonales, Trichosporonaceae.